GAUGCAUUGCACACUGCGCGCUUGCUGAAUGUAGAGGAGCGACCAUUCGCACGCGUUUCAAAACGACUACUAGGCAAAGAGUCGCUUCUCAGACUUCCUGCUCAACUACCAACGCCGCCGCCCGACGAGUCUGACGCCGACCAGGAAGCAGAACGUCAAAAGAAGGAGCAAGAGAGAAGGCAAUGGCGCGAAGAUGUCAUGCUCGACUUUGCACUGCUAGAGAGCACCUUCAUCCGUAUACAAUUCUUGAAGGACAGCAACGAAAAAGAGCGCCAGAGAUAUGCAGACGAGAAGAACAAAAUCCUGGAGACUGCGCAAGCCGUACGCGACAACACUGCAGAAUUGCGCAUACAACUGGAAGAGGCUCAAAAGACUUUGACUCUGCGCAAGGAAUACGACGUGCUCGCCGAGAAGAUUACCAACAAUCGCAUGCUGAAGCCGCGUGAAGAGCAGCGCGCAAAUCUAGAGAAGCUGAAUGCCGAGAUUGCAGACUUGGAGCAUGAAGGUCAGGAGUACGAGCAGACUUGGAUCGAGCGCAGGGAGCAAUUUGACAACAUUAUGGCCGCUGGAAAACAAAUGCUCAGGGUUAUUAGGGGUGAAAAGGACGAGCCAGAGAAAGACGAGGCUAUGGAGGACGGCGAAGAACGUGAAGAUGGCGAGGCUACCAAGGAGAAUAGCCGAAUGGGCACACCUGCACCUGAGAUUGGC
Aureobasidium melanogenum CBS 110374 is the source of this 708-nucleotide messenger RNA. RefSeq lists its product as uncharacterized. The annotation marks the transcript as partial. Lineage: Eukaryota; Fungi; Ascomycota; Dothideomycetes; Dothideales; Saccotheciaceae. The record is from RefSeq and is a predicted model, not a curated record. The transcript has a single exon. Gene Ontology annotation, cellular component: THO complex part of transcription export complex. Gene Ontology annotation, biological process: mRNA export from nucleus; mRNA processing.